AUUCUCUAGAAAUUUCUACCGACUGGGGAAUAUCGUGCGAUCAGUGCGAUACUGCGAUUCACAAAACGCAUGCAGGACAUGCAGUCACACAUGCAGUCAAUAUCUGAACGUCGGAGAAGCAAAGUGAGAGUGUUGCAGGGAUACGACAAUUAACUUUGUAAUAGUUUAUAUAUCGCCAAUCAAAUACUUAUCAAACAUUAAAGUUUUGAUUUGCCGUUAAGUUGUGAGUCAUAUUUAUUGCCAGUCCGAAGAACAACUAUGUCUAUGAAGGCUGAUGAGAUAAAAUUAGAUAUAGAUGAACUCACAAAUUUACUCCAGCAAGCAAAUCGUAAGAGAAUCAAGGAUGUAAUUAAUCUUGAAAUUAUAAAGUUACAAACAGAUUUAGAUAAAUUGCUUGAACAGCAGAAAAAUACAUCUACAAAGCCCCAUAGUGCAACAUCAAAUUCUUCUCAAAAAUGCUAUGAAGUUAAAUUAACUAAUUACGGUUGGGAGCAAACAAAUACCACAGUAAAGUUAUAUGUUACUUUGGAAAAUGUACGUCAAUUGCCUAAAGAGGCAGUAGUAUGUAACUUCACUGAGAAGUCAUUGGACCUGCGUGUUCUUGGUUUAGAGAAUAGAAACUAUAGUUUAACUAUUAACAAUCUAUGUGAACAAAUUGAUGUCAGCAAGAGUAAUGUGAAAGUGAAAACUGACACAGUUAUUGUUUCUCUUGCCAAAAAAGUGCCAAAGCAGUGGUCGCAUGUGACAGGAGUAGAAAAAAGAAUUAAAGAAUCAAAAGCAUCUUCAAUUCCGGAUGUAGCUGAAGAUGGUGAUCCUGGUGCCAGUAUAAUGAACCUUAUGAAGAAGAUGUAUCAAGAAGGAAAUGAUGAAAUGAAACAAACAAUAGCUAAAGCAUGGACAGAGAGUCAGGAGAAGAAAACAGCACUAUCAGAUUUUUAAUUUCAUGUUUAUAUGUAACUUAAGAUUCAUUAGAUGUUUA
Dufourea novaeangliae is the source of this 979-nucleotide messenger RNA. Its product is annotated as calcyclin-binding protein. NCBI's taxonomy places the organism in Eukaryota, Metazoa, Arthropoda, Insecta, Hymenoptera, Halictidae. Gene Ontology annotation, biological process: heart development. The record is from RefSeq and is a predicted model, not a curated record. Gene Ontology annotation, cellular component: nucleus. Gene Ontology annotation, molecular function: S100 protein binding; ubiquitin protein ligase binding; tubulin binding. The coding region runs from base 259 to 939 and encodes 226 amino acids. The transcript has 2 exons.